This is a messenger RNA of Peromyscus leucopus (white-footed mouse), 13814 nucleotides long. It is a transcript of the gene Ago2, whose product is annotated as argonaute RISC catalytic component 2. The record is from RefSeq and is a predicted model, not a curated record. The transcript is spliced from 19 exons. NCBI's taxonomy places the organism in Eukaryota, Metazoa, Chordata, Mammalia, Rodentia, Cricetidae. Gene Ontology annotation, molecular function: protein binding; endoribonuclease activity, cleaving siRNA-paired mRNA; RNA binding. Bases 170 to 2752 code for a protein of 860 amino acids. Gene Ontology annotation, cellular component: RISC complex. Gene Ontology annotation, biological process: regulatory ncRNA-mediated gene silencing; regulation of DNA-templated transcription.
UGCUCCCGCCGCCUCCGCCCGCCGCCCCGGCCGCGUCGGGUAAACCUGUUCUGCGAGGCAACCGUGCCGGGGCGGAUCGUGCGGCUAGCAGCAGCUCCUGGCGGCUCGCGGCGUCGGGGCCCGUGGAGCGCGCGGUCGGUCUUCAGCCGCGGCCCUCCGCACCACCACCAUGUACUCCGGAGCCGGCCCCGUUCUUGCUUCUCCUGCUCCGUCGACAUCGCCCAUCCCAGGAUAUGCCUUCAAGCCUCCACCUCGGCCGGACUUCGGCACCUCCGGGAGAACAAUCAAACUACAGGCCAACUUCUUUGAAAUGGACAUCCCCAAAAUUGACAUCUAUCACUACGAGUUGGACAUCAAACCAGAGAAAUGCCCGCGGAGAGUGAACAGGGAAAUAGUGGAGCACAUGGUCCAGCACUUUAAGACCCAGAUCUUCGGGGACCGGAAGCCAGUGUUUGAUGGAAGGAAGAAUCUGUACACUGCCAUGCCCCUUCCAAUCGGCAGGGACAAGGUGGAACUGGAGGUCACGCUGCCAGGAGAAGGCAAAGAUCGUAUCUUCAAGGUGUCCAUCAAGUGGGUGUCGUGCGUGAGCUUGCAGGCAUUACACGAUGCACUUUCGGGGCGGCUGCCCAGCGUCCCUUUUGAGACGAUCCAGGCCCUGGACGUUGUCAUGAGGCACUUGCCAUCCAUGAGGUACACCCCUGUUGGCCGUUCCUUCUUCACUGCGUCUGAAGGCUGUUCUAACCCCCUGGGUGGGGGCCGAGAAGUGUGGUUUGGCUUCCACCAGUCCGUCCGACCUUCUCUUUGGAAAAUGAUGCUGAAUAUUGAUGUAUCGGCAACAGCAUUUUACAAGGCACAGCCAGUGAUUGAGUUUGUUUGUGAAGUUUUGGAUUUUAAAAGUAUUGAAGAACAACAAAAACCUCUGACAGAUUCCCAAAGGGUAAAGUUUACCAAAGAAAUUAAAGGUCUAAAGGUGGAGAUAACGCACUGUGGUCAGAUGAAGAGGAAGUACCGUGUCUGCAAUGUGACCCGUCGGCCGGCCAGUCACCAAACGUUCCCGCUGCAGCAGGAGAGUGGGCAGACAGUGGAAUGCACAGUGGCCCAGUACUUCAAGGACAGGCACAAGCUGGUUCUGCGCUACCCCCACCUCCCGUGUUUACAGGUUGGACAAGAGCAGAAACACACCUACCUUCCCUUGGAGGUCUGUAACAUAGUAGCUGGACAGAGAUGUAUUAAAAAGCUAACGGACAAUCAGACCUCAACCAUGAUCAGAGCAACAGCCAGGUCGGCACCGGAUCGUCAAGAGGAGAUCAGCAAACUGAUGCGAAGUGCAAGUUUCAAUACGGACCCAUAUGUUCGUGAGUUUGGAAUCAUGGUCAAAGAUGAGAUGACAGAUGUGACAGGGCGGGUUCUGCAGCCACCCUCCAUCCUCUAUGGGGGCAGGAACAAGGCGAUUGCCACCCCUGUCCAGGGUGUGUGGGACAUGAGAAACAAGCAGUUUCACACAGGCAUCGAGAUAAAGGUGUGGGCCAUCGCCUGCUUCGCACCCCAGCGCCAGUGCACGGAAGUUCAUCUGAAGUCCUUCACAGAGCAACUGAGGAAGAUCUCAAGAGACGCUGGGAUGCCUAUCCAGGGUCAGCCCUGCUUCUGUAAAUACGCACAGGGGGCAGACAGUGUGGAGCCCAUGUUCCGACACCUGAAGAACACCUACGCUGGUCUGCAGCUGGUGGUGGUCAUCCUGCCUGGCAAAACGCCUGUGUAUGCCGAAGUCAAGCGUGUGGGAGACACAGUGCUGGGGAUGGCCACCCAGUGCGUGCAGAUGAAGAACGUGCAGAGGACCACGCCCCAGACCCUGUCCAAUCUCUGCCUAAAAAUCAAUGUCAAACUGGGAGGCGUCAACAACAUCCUGCUGCCACAGGGCAGGCCUCCAGUGUUCCAGCAACCUGUCAUCUUCCUGGGAGCCGAUGUCACCCACCCCCCAGCUGGGGAUGGGAAGAAGCCUUCGAUUGCUGCAGUCGUGGGCAGCAUGGACGCACACCCCAACCGCUACUGCGCCACCGUGCGUGUCCAGCAGCACCGACAGGAGAUCAUCCAGGACCUGGCUGCCAUGGUCCGUGAGCUGCUCAUCCAGUUCUACAAGUCGACCCGCUUCAAGCCCACCCGCAUCAUCUUCUACAGGGAUGGCGUCUCCGAGGGCCAGUUCCAGCAGGUCCUCCAUCAUGAGCUGCUGGCCAUCCGAGAGGCCUGCAUCAAGCUGGAGAAGGACUACCAGCCGGGGAUCACGUUCAUCGUGGUGCAGAAGCGCCACCACACACGCCUCUUCUGCACAGACAAGAAUGAGCGGGUUGGGAAGAGUGGGAACAUUCCAGCAGGCACAACCGUUGACACGAAAAUCACCCAUCCAACUGAGUUUGACUUCUACCUGUGCAGCCAUGCUGGCAUCCAGGGGACAAGCCGUCCUUCUCACUACCACGUGCUUUGGGAUGACAAUCGAUUCUCUUCGGACGAGCUGCAGAUCCUGACAUACCAGCUGUGUCACACCUACGUGCGCUGCACACGCUCCGUGUCCAUACCUGCGCCAGCAUACUAUGCUCACCUGGUGGCCUUCCGCGCCAGGUACCACCUGGUGGAUAAAGAACAUGACAGCGCCGAAGGAAGCCAUACCUCUGGGCAGAGCAACGGGCGAGAUCACCAAGCGCUGGCCAAAGCGGUCCAGGUCCACCAGGACACACUGCGUACCAUGUACUUUGCUUGACAUGUUGUAGUGUUUAGCGAUUGUGUACCAAGUUGGAUUCACACGAGACCAGCUACACUCAGACCAACAGAUGCCCAGCCCCUUCGUGACAGCCAGCAUCGAACAUGAGACGUCUUUGGUUUUAUUAGAUCCUCCAUUUUCCAGAAUGCCUUCCGUCCCAGAUUUCAAACUUGGAUUUUGAGCUGCAGGCCUGUAUUGAGACCCCAUUGUAGGAAACAUGGUUUGCCAAAACCCAUAAGCUGCUCACUGAAAAAGUCCCAUGUUUCCUAAAAACAAAAUAGCAACAACAAAAUGUCCUAAAACCAGUCUGUGAACUCUCAGGGCUUUAAAACAUUAGUUUAUUCGGUCGUUCGCUUACUCGUUUUAAACACCUGAUUCUCAAUGAAAUCAAUGGGCUCCACCUAGCUGUGAAGGCUCUGAGCGUGAAAGCCACACCAUCACCAUUGGGGUUUUAAAGCCUGGCCCUAAGAAGUUGUCGCUAAUGUUCAGUUCUAAGGGACGCCAUGUGCCCUGCAGCCCCAGGGCAGAUGGCUGCUAGGUAUCCAUGGUGUCUCUUGCCUGCCACUGCCUGCCCUCGAGGCCUAAACAAAGGCGUCGUGGCAGCGGACGGUCACGUGUGUCUAGAGACACACAGGUCCGAGAGAUUGGCAGACAAGUGCCAUUUUGAUAAAAAUUUAUUUAAAAGGAGAAAAAAAGACAAUAUACUGACAGUCUAAUCAUAAGAUUUGUCCUGUGGGACUGUGACAUUUAUUUUCCAAAGUUUCUAAAGAAUACGGGUCUGUGGUGAUAAAUACAGUACAAUCCUUUUUCACUGUUAUGUCUUUAAUGUAAGAGAAGAAUAUAUAUAUAUCUGGUUUGCAGUAUUAAUGUGCUAGGUAGAUGCUGUUUUCCUUUUGUUGACUAUGGGGUGCUUCUUGGGACCUGGUUCACAUAUCAGGAGCUGUUCGGAGCCUGGAGACAGGCCACCUCUUGUGGCUUUUAGUGCUUAAGUAGAGGAAUAUGCAACUGGCUUCACGUGACAGCGAUGCACCCCUCCUCCCCCCCCUCCCCAGUGUGGACUGUGUAGCCUGUACCUCUGGGAAGGACAGCGUGCUUGCCAGUAAUUUGCCGUUCUCCCUGCCUCCUCCAUGUGUGUCGCUCAGCCGAUGAAGCACAAAUGGAAUUUAUUUCUUCUUCCAUUGCUGGGAACGAGUUCACGGACGAGCGCACCCCUCUCGGUGUACAGUUCUGGAAGGUGGGUUUCGUAGGAUCUAUGCACUGAAAUGGAGAGAGAGAGAGCUGCCGGCGGGCGGCUCUGCUGGCGUGGGACUGGCAGGUAGGAACGGAGCAUACCCGAGAAGCCGAUGGUGGACAAGGCCAGCAGGGAAGGCACAGACUGCUCUGGGUGGCGUUUGCUUCUGGGCCUCAACCUGGCCUGGCCACCCUAGAGACCAUUGAACUGAGAGGGACACUCCAAGCGGCCCUGUGGGUGGCAGCAGCCGCUUCAGUGUGUGUGUGUGUCCCGUGGGACUCUUUGUGCUUAUCCUGAAGCUGAGCGAGAAUCAGGUCCGUGUUCCACACCCGAGUUCCCGGAAGGAGCUGAGCCUCCUCUCUCUUCUGUGCUGCUUUGUGCUCUGUGGGUUUUCUCCGCCCCUGCUGACGGUCGUUACCCUCCCCCACCCCCCACCCCACCCCCAGCUCUGCGUGAUUUACCUCUGACCCUGCGGUGGAGCAAGGGUGCCCACCCCUGCCCUCCACUGUGGCUGGCACCUCAUGCUUGAGGGCACAGUGCCACCUCUGCCCCAUCACCCACCUGCUCUGGAGCUGGUGGGCAGGGCGGACGCAGCGACCUGGGAAUUCAUACCCGCAGCGGGGUGUGUAUCUGUGUGUGCAUGUGGGUGUCUUACUAAUGACAUUAGUCUCUUCUUGCUGUGUCUUUAAAAAUCUUUUAAAGUGACAAACUCCAGUCUAAGAAGCACUGGGGCUGUCUGCUGUCCCAUUGGCAAGUGGCACUUUCUCAAACUGUUUCCAAAAGGAUAUAAAAACACUCUUUCUUAGCCCACCACGCGUGGUCAGGCUGAAGAACUUGUUCAACUGGUAAACUUUUAGACUCUGAAAUUAGAUUGUGUUUGGCUAUUCUUCACACCGGAUGUCUCAAAGGUGUAUCUUUUGCCCCUUGCCAUGGGAUCUCAGUCAUGCAAAUGAGUGUGUUAGAAUGCAGAUUCUCAGGCCUGCUGCCAGCCUCUUGGAUCUGGUGCAGCCAGCUGGGCAUCUGUAUUUUAGGCCACCCCCUCCCCCACCCCCACCCCUGUGGCUGUGGAGGCUUUCUGAGGCAGUCCCCCAUGACGCCUCCGAGGGAGCAGGAAGGAACCCUGUCAGAGCUCACACCUAAGGAGCACUUGUGAGCUGGGAAAAAAAAAAAAACAAAACCUGAGCUGGGAGUUUUGUUUUGUUUUGAUCGUCUUGAAGGAUAAGUUUUCUUUUUGAUGGGCUAAAGUACUUUCUUUGGCUGAUGAUUACUUGUGACACUUUUAAUACAGAAACCAUCCCCAGACCAAAUGUCCCCAAUUGAGUUUAGAUGCACAUCGUCCACACUUCCGAUGGUGCAGUUUAUAAAUGGCUGGAGUUCCAAUUUCUCAGGUAAAUAAUUGUUUCCCCGGAUUUUUGCCCUCCCCUGAUUAUUAGCGUAAGUUCUGAGACAGUGUGAGACCUCCGAGUCUUCUGCGGGAGCCAGCUAUCAGGCUGCGCCCGUAACUGGCGACAGGGGCCGCUCGCUCCUGAAGUAUCUCCCGAGGAGGGGAUGCCUGGCCAAGGUUGAGGACUGCCCACUUACUUGCUAGCUGUGUGUUCCAACCCCACUGUUAAGUAAGGUGUGCCUUGCUUUAAGCAAACUGAAUGUGAUUAUGUUGUUAUGCUCUGUAUCCAUUUGCAAGGGAAACUAGGAUGUGCCUGUCUCUUUAAGAGAGGCUACCCAAUCAGACUCCCAUGCUGGGACUCUUCCUAGUAUGUUGUAAGAUAGUCACUUUUCAAAACCCAGUCAUGACUUCUAUCCCUUUACCACUGUGUACACCAUGCAGCAGCUUCUCCCCGUGCUGACGAAGCAGUUUAAAACUCUAGGGAGACCUCAGUGCCCCGUUCUGUAGAUGAGCCCUUAGUAGUAAUACUAGCAAAACUCCAAUCUUGUCACCACUGUGUCGCAAGCCCAGACUCUCCUAGUUCCCAUCAACCCUGAAGCUGAGCACACCUGUACUUCUAGAAAGGGGCUGCCUGGGGAAGUCCUCACAUGCACACUUGAUACUCCUUGGUCCACUCUGCUUUCUCCAGAUUUGACCUCUUCGCCACUCACUCCUCACACCCACCCGCUUACUGGCCUCGAGGCCACAGGGCCCUGCCAGUGGGAGGCCGCUAGCUCCAUGCUGUCCGCAGCUAGCCCAACAACUGUUUUCCUCAUGUUUACCUGUUACUGAGCGCUCGACAGAAAGACAGCCCCUGCAGUGGGGUUGGCCAGGGUUUUUUUUUGUUGUUAUAUGUUAUUUUAUUGUUUUUAAAUGCAGAUGUUGCUAUUUAUUUUUUUCCCUCCUGCUCCAGUUUUAUUCACCUGAGUUGGCUCUCCCAAUGCAUGUGGUACCUGAUGGAUAUGGUAGAGAUUAUUUCCCCCAACUUUUAUAAAUGACCCGACGUUUACCUUCAGGCUUGCGGAUGCUUUAUUUUUGGAAGCCACAGAUGUAGUUUUUCUGGAUGAAUUGUUUUUCUUAUAGAUGCAGCAGUAUGCUUUUGCAUUGAUCUGCAGGGUGAUUUGAAUUUUAUUUUUACAAGCAGUUUUUCAAUCAAAUUCUAUAUUUGAUACAGUGUGUUAAGGGUCGACCAGCCCCGAGUCAUGCAGCUGGGACCCCUGAGUGUCCAGGAGGCCUUAGGGCUGGGCGGCCUCUCUCGGCAGUCCCUGUGGUGGUAGCAGUGGCUGGUCACAGGAACCUUCAGGGUCCUUCAGCAUGGCCCUGACCUCUUGGAUUGUUACAAGGAUUUUUCAUGGGCAUUUUGCUACGCAGGCAGUGGACAAUCCCGGUGGCCCCGGACAAGCCAUAAGCAACCUUUCUGUGACCUUUCCCUGACUCAUUUUCCACCCCCACGAAAAAAGGAAUGUCCCCUGAGUAGCAGUUACACUCCCUUGGUGUUCAUAUGCCUCAUCUGUGAAUGCAAACAUUUUGUUUCUGUUUUGAGCCCUUCCCCAAAGUAACCAUGCUGGCUGGCUCACGGUAGGCAGCGUAGUGUACCUCUGUCAUGGGUGCCCUGUUGCAGGCAUGCUGACUCCCGGAAGUUGCACUGAUCUUGCGACAGUUUCCUUUAUCGCAUCCAACUCCAUAUCUGCUGUACUCCUCUGAAGGGAUUGUAAACAGAUGCAGUGGCAGGAGUGGUGUGGAUGUGGGACGUUGCCUCGCUUCUGCCAUCCCAACACACAUUUCAGUAUUAUAUGCUAGCGUGUGCGGACUGGACUCUGUUCUCUCGAGCACUGCGGACUAGCCUUGUCCUGCUUUUGGACAAGAAGUUCUCCACCUCUGGACAGGACGGCAGUGCUCUUGGAGACCUGAAGGCUUGAAUGUAAACGGAUUAGUUAGGAGUCUCUGUGGCACUUUUGGUCUGUUUUCUUUGUGGUCCGCCAGGCCCCCCAAAGUAUGUCAUUCUAGUUCCACGUGACCUUUGUCAGCUUGGACAGCAUCUGAAUGGCCCAGCCAGUGUUAACAGGCCAUCGCUGCAUUUCUUUGACCAGCCCUCAACUUAAAGCUGUAAGGUCACGGCUGUGUCCAGCUGUCAUUUAUGGUGCCAUCCAUGGAUGGCAGGGAUACCUGAAACCCAGCCCCUUCACGCCUUGUGACCCUGCUGGGGUUCUAAGUACAAGCUCUGUUCAGCCCCACAUGAACUGUCUGUGGUCAGGGUACCCAGUGUCUGAAACAAGGAGCUUUUACACGCAAACCGCCGUGUGUGUGUGUGUGUGUGUGUGUGUGUGUGUGUGUGUGUGUGUGUGAUGUCAGUGCCAUCGCAGAGCCCUCACUUUGUGUCUUUUGGAUUUGUUCUGCCAUUUUAUUGUCUCAAGUUGAAUGUAUCGGCUUAGCCAAAUCACUACAGAAGGUGGUUUCUAAAAACCUUUUAGACAGAUGCAUAAAAGCUACCUCUGACUUCUCAUUGGUUUGUGUUUGCUCUGAAGCAUCGCUAUCCACACUGAAUAUAGCCAAAAUGUCGCCUGAAUAAACCGAGUUGUGAACUCCUCUGUUCAGUUCUGGCUUGAAAACGUGUGUGCCAUACUGUGAUCUGGGGCGGCCCUCUCUGCUAUCCAGGGGCUCCUCAGCACCGCCCACCUACGAGAGUCUAGCACCGGAGAGGCUGGUAGAAGGGCUUCUCUGCAUGGGGAACAUGCAUCCUCCAGGCUGGUGGGAGUGACUGUCGAGGGCCCCAUGCGGCCGAGCCUGGAGACGGCCCGUUCCUACCUGUCUGGGCUUUCCUAUUAAAUGUAAUAAGAAGGCAUCUUUUCCCCUGCUGGCUUACGAAUGGGUUGUAAGGGGCUUGCUUCCCUGCUCUCUCCUUCCUUUUUAUACACUAUAAACUCAUAAAGGUGCUUCAACACCGACUCUCGUGCAGAUAAUGUAUUUACAGCAGUUGCAUGGGUUCAGAGAGUGCAGGCAGAGCUGGCCUGUGAUCUUGGGACCCUGUGUGAACGUGGAGGGCUGAGAGCGCUGUCCUCUGACCCCGGGCUCUCUAGUGUUGGCAGUGCAGAGCUGACUUCCAGAGUUGUCAUGGACACCCACCACCUCUAACCAGACCUCCUGUGUGUGCUUGUCUACUUUACUGUCCAGAAGGUCAUCCUCAUACAUCAUGGCUAGAUCUACCUACAUCCCCUUAGCCUCUCUCAAAGUCUCCUUGGGCUAAUUUUGGAAAGUCAGCAUAAGAGUCCCCCACUAGUUGGCUUAGGAAAUCUUGAGGACAGUUGGACAGGGUCAUGAAGGCAGGUGCUUGGGUGUUAAGGGGGAUGGGAGAGCUCUGCCAACUGUUAUCUUUGUGACCCUCCCCUCUAGUUCUGGGGCACGGUUGGCUGCGGCCGGGGGUGUCACCUUACAUGCUUUUGACCUGGGCAGCUCACUACGCUUAGAAGUCCUCACACAUUUCUAUGUGGAGGGACCGAGGCAUGGCAUGUGGGUAUUUGUGGCACCCCAGCUUAUAUGGGUCCUCUAACUCGGCUGAGGGUUUGGUGAGAAUCCAGAGAGGCACAGGGCUCGAGACAUGUUCUGCCUAGGGUCGUGCCCGCCCUCAGAGGGCACCAGCACAGAGGCAGCCUCCCCUCUCAUGACUCUUGUGAGGGAUACCAAACAACCCAAGGCCUGGCCACUGCAGUCUUCAGCUAACACUUUUUUUGUUUUGUUUUGUUUUGUUUUGUUUUUUUUAACUGGUUGCCGUGAGAACUCUGGCUAUGUGAAACCUUUCUGUGCUCUGGCGGGUCCUCCGUUCCUGAGGGCUAAAAAGGUUGAAGGAGCUCCUGUUUUGUUUAGAGCUGCCUUUAUUUAUUUGAGUUCAUUUAAAGCUAAGGCACCGGACAGUACCUUCUUCCCUGUGGGUGUCACUAGGAAGUAGGUGUGGGGACCCUCCUCAUUGGGUUCUUUCUGCCUCUUCAAGCUCCUUAACAUCAGUGGGUCACAAGAGCACCUCCACCAGCCUUGAGCAGAGUGAGGUGCAUAUGUGGGCUAUCUCCAUGUUGUAAUGGCCACUCAAGGUGGGGACAGAGCAGGCCCUCCAUCCUACAGAGCAGGUGGCCCCAGCCCUGCCUCCAGGCUCCGGCUGCCCUGGCUGGACACCUAGUCCCACACCUUGCCCCCUUAAAGUUUAAAGUUUGUUCCUCUCUGCCCUUUUAGAACCCUGCUGGGGCUGGUCUUUAGUUGACCCUGCCUAGAAAGCUCACCAGCCCUCGGCUCCUUCUUGUAAACUGUGAUACCACCCUGCAGCCAUAGAGACCCCCUCAGUCAGUCCCAUCCUGGAUUCUUCGUGUCCUAACACGCAGGCUCGCCUCUGCUGGGGUUUGAGGAGACAGGUGCAAGACCAUUACUUGGUCGGGUGUUGACUGCAACCACUGGCAAAGGCCGGUGUUGUGUUCUCUGCCCCUCAGCAAAGGUCUUGUGUUCUCUGCCCCUCAGCAAGCCUGCCUGUUUUAGUGGAAGUAGGGUUAGAGGGAAUUGGAAUCAUGUCUUUGUGAAUCUUGUGUGACGUCCUCAGGCGUAAGGUGCUAUUUGGUCCUAAUGUUUUGGAAUGCUUUUUCCUUGUUGUUACUCUGUUCUGUGACUCUGGGGGAGACUGCUCAUUUAGAUGUGCUAUCACUUAAACCGAAAACAUAGGACUCCAGCUUUGACAUGCCUAUGAUGUAAUUCUUAUCUCUGACCUCAAGCCAGGGAUGAAGCAGUUUCCUAGCCUAGUCUAAUUAAAACCACCCUCCCUGGCAAGGGGUGUCUUUGUUGGUUUUAAUAGGGGAAGUGAUCUGUUUUAUUUAUUUUUUUAAUUGCAUAGAAAAAGCCUUUGCCUGUGCAGCGCUGGCUGUGGAGGGAUAACGCAUUAACAAUUUUGGUUCCUCUUCAAAACCAAAUAGACUGAUGUGAUUAAACUCCGAAAGGGUACAAUUCAGCAUUAAAUUGAAAUUUGAAUCCUGUGUUUGAGAAGGAAUUUCAGUGUAGUUGUUUAAGUUAUGAAUUCAUGUUUUAUAACUGUAGGGACAAACGCUCUUUUAUUUAACAAAAUAAAAAAUGUUGUAAGAGAAUAAUUGUAAGUUUCUGUGCAGCAGAGUGGCUACUGCCUCAUAAAUACAGGAAAAGAAUGUAGCCCUGAACCCAGACUCUCUUACCUCUCAUACACUUCAGAUUACCUGUCUAAUAUGUAUUGAGGGGUUUCAGUCCUUUUCUCAAUUUUUCUAGUUUUAUUUUCAUUUUGUAAAAUAAUUGAAAAAGCACCAAAAAUGAAUUCAGAAGUUUCCUAGUGGCUCCUUGCCCAGUCUUAAUCCCCCCCCCCCACUCAAGGGUUUUUAGAAGACAUUUUGAAUCAAGAUGUAUUUCAUCCAUUUAACGCUUGCUACAUUCUGAGGAGUGGAGUGGUGGCUAGAAGGGCCUGUUUCAGGUGGUACUCUGUAUGUCAUGGACAUGUCUGUACCUGUACAGUGGACCUAUGUGACAACGUCUUGUGCUUGCGGUUUAGAAACCACGCAGUGCUGUUUUGUAAAAUGACAGUUUCUGUGUUAACUAUUAUUUAUAACCCUUGGCCCCCUCUGUAUAACUUUUCAUUUGCUACAUGGAUUGUAUAAUUAAUUAUAAAAUUACAGUACCUGCUAAACCCAAUUCUGAGGCUUCAUGUCAUUGUCUUCGGUUUGAUGCCAGUCUGUGGAUUGUGAGGACGCCCAGGCCUUGCCUGAUACCAGUAGUGAUGUCACUUUAAAUUAAGCCUUAAUCAGAUAGUGAAUUUGUGCAUUUCAGAGUAUGCAAAAAAUAAAAAUAAUGAAUAAAAUAGGCAGCGUGAGUUUCAACUGUCCAAAUCAAGAUGCUCAAUCGUAACUCAGCACAUGUUCCUCUGGAGUUAAAAAGGGCCGUUCGUUGCCAGGGUUACACUUCUCCUCCUCACUUGUGCUCUCCUGCGUGGCUUGAUGAAAACAGAUCAUGUGCAUUUCUGUGGCAGUCUAUCUAGAGACCUUUGCAGGGACAUCUUCAAACGUCUGAUUUCUCUCCUCUGGUCGGAGAGGAGCCUUGGCUGCUGGGAAGAUGAUCGAGGCGUUGGUUUCACCAACCUGCUCAUAGGCUAAGCUCUCUGCAGGUACUGCCACCUGUCGUUGCUUCUGCAUAGAAUACAACAGGUUUUUAUUUCUGUAAAAGCAUCUUCGAUCUUGAGAUAAGAUAGAGGGGACCCAGCUUUCUUUACAAUGUGGAUCUACCUCAGUUAAACAGUUGGGUGCUAUUUACUAAGUCUGUCAAAUUAAAUUGGAGAAAGUAACCAAACGGGUGGGACGUAACUAACUCCACAUGAAACUUGAAAUCAUCACUUCCGUUUAUUUAAUGGUUUCUUUAAUUUAUUUUGUGCCUUUUAUGUUAACCCUAAUGCAUUUUUGAAAUUCAGAAUAGUCAUUUUCUCUUGCAAGUGGGGGAGCCCGACUAACCAUGCAAGUAUCCCAUCCGACUGCUAUUGUUAUUGGGAUCCCAGCCCCCACUUGGGAAAAUGUGUCCAAAAGCAAAUUUUACACAUAACAUUGUACACAUAACAUACCCCAGCUCUUCUAUGCAUGUGUUCAUAGCUAUCACUUCAUUUCUGUGCCAUUGAAGAGGCACUCCCCCCCAAAAAAAAAGAUACCCCAAGUACGUGUGUCUGCUUUUUUAGCUGUUCGUAUCCCUCUCCCUCCGGCAUGUUUUGUAUAAGACUUUCUUUCAUAAACAGCAAAUGGCCAGUUGUCAAUUCCAUCUCCUGGUUUGCAUGGUGAAAGUGCUAACACCAUGGGCGGAGGAGGGGCAAGGCAAGCUCACGGCCGUCUGGAGGCCAAGGCUGGAGGUGGGGAAGAUGUACAUUCUGCGGCAGCCUGUGGUUUCUGAAGUCAGGAACACUUUUUGAUGGGUAAGAAAAUAAGAUCGGAGAUCGAUGACUUUCCACACUUUUAUAUUUGGCUGUUUACAAUUCUAGACUUUUCCUACUAUGGCAAUCUUUUUUAACAGUUCUUUGGAGGUAACACAAUAUUUUGGAGUCUUAAUGAAUUUGAUUUUAUACCAAUAAGAAAUAAAAGUUAGGGAGCUUUCCUGUAGUGUAUAGUCUUACUCUUUUAAAGAGAUCUCUGGAUUUUAGAAGAGAACUGUACUUGGUGGCAAGACUCCGAAAGGUGAUUUGGGAGCUCCCCCCCGCCCCCCCGCCUUGCAGGAUCUCAAAAAAGGAAAGAAAAAGAUGAUUCUAGUUAGACGUGUGUGGGGUUUCUUUUGUUUUUAAGCUUCCAUCAGGUUGAUACUUAAGCUGUAUUUUAUAGACUUAAUCCCCCUUUUAGUAUGCUGCGUAUGGAUAUGAAGCUCAGAGCUGUUGCACUUUCUCUGUACUCAAUGCCCUACAAUUGGCUUGCCGGAAGCAUUUGUUUUAACCUUGACGAGUACUUUGGGCAGGUGAUGAAAUUUACAUAGGUACCUCAGUCCAAGACCUGCGUGUGCUGCAUUUUGGUUUGUUCUUUUGUUUUGGUUUUCGGGGUUUUUUUGUUUUAGCUUUUCUAUGUAGCAUUAUAUUUUACUUUAUUUUGUUAAGAUAUUAUAUUUUUUUGGACCCCAGUAGACUGCCGAAAGGAACCCUAAACCAUUAGUAUCCUUCUUUUUUCUCCCUGCAGUAUGUGGUUCUAAAGGUCACCCCACAGUAGGAAUCUUUCCCAAGCACACCUGAGGAAAAGGGUACUACGCUUCUCAGCAGGCCGUGCCGCUCAGAUCCUUUGUGUUCAUGCUGCUUCCUUGAUUUCCUCCUCCACGUCACCCCAGGGUGGGGACCUCCAGUGCAAAGCUGUGGCAUCUUAACUUUUACACACAGACCUCAUGUCCACUGAGUCAGUAGCAUGACCGUAAAGGCGCGGCCGGCGUGCAGCCGCUGGGCAGCCUGGCCUUGGAGCGGCUGCCUUCCUGUGUGUCUUUCCUUCUCAGCUCUCACCCACCGUGCCCGGGUCGGGUGGUCUGCAUGGACAAGACAGCUGGUGAAGGAGGCGGAACGCUGAGACGCCGCGCAUCUCUUGUCGUGUUUAAGCUUAGCUGGGUCCUUUCGAGUUUGUUUUCACGGCUUACUAGGUUAAAUAGUUUGCACUAUUUUUGCAAUAAAUUCAUGGGAAACCUAACAGCUACUUAUGUUGUUCUUACUGUGUGUAUAAACUAAUAUUAAAAGUUUGGUAUAGUGUUUUUCACCUCCUUAUGUAGCCCCCUAACAUGCACAGAAUGCUGUAAAUCUGAUAAAAUAUGAUGUGAAUGAUAUUUUAUAAAGUUAUUUUGUAUGGUGUCAAUUUGUUUUGCCGCAUAGUAUGUCAGCAAAAAAAUAAAAUAAAAUUCCUCAUAUUUACAGCUGCCUA